Molecule: messenger RNA, 2157 nt
Organism: Prorocentrum cordatum
Lineage: Eukaryota; Dinophyceae; Prorocentrales; Prorocentraceae
Source: the annotation of a GenBank genome assembly
AUGAGCAGCUGGACAGGAAGCGAGGAAGAGAAAUCGGCAUCGACACAAACUGUCGAAUGUCCGCAGGUUCUUGGAGCGGCGCGCAAAUCCCCCUGGCGGCGCUUCCGGCGCCGCCCCUGGCGCCGGAAGUGCGCCAGUGAGGGGUGUUCAGCGCCGAUCCAAGACAUCCGCGCAGAUGUUAGAAAGCCUCUGUUUGCACAGUCUGUUGUUCGUCCAAGGAAGGCCGGCCUGGGUGUGAUGAACAGAGCUGGCGUCACUCAGUACCACCGCCACGCGUUCAGCGCGGCCAAGGGGGCCACGAGGGCCGACGGCAAGUUCUUCUGGCCCGACCCUGCCAACCGCGAGGGACAGGGAUACUCCGGCGCGGCGGACCUCACGGACAACGUCUCCUGGGGUUGGCACCACCCGAGCGGCAUCUACAACACCAUCCCGGUCGGAAGCCCGCUCAUCGAUGACCAGUUGAACAUCUACUUGGGGGCGGACGACGCCAUCCGGAAGUUCGACAUUACGGGCGAGAUCAAGUGGAGUUACGCCCCGCGCGGUCAGCUCGCGGCGGCGCCCACCCUCGUCGCUGCCAGCAGCAGGCGCUAUGCGGCCCGUUUGAAUAGCGACAUGAACAUGGAGGAGGAGGAGUUGUUGCGGCCCGAGUGGGCAAAGGACAACACGUCUGCCUUCCGUUUCUUCAAGGACUUCAAAGUCGGUGACGUUGUCAAGGUGAAGCCUGGCUUGAGCUACCGGGCAGACGGCAAAGAGCUCUACAAGGAAGGUGACCAGGGGUUCAUCGCUUCUUUCGCCCCAGGGGAUGGCAGGGCCGUAGUCCAAUGGACGAGAACGGGACACAAGAGCGUGCUGGACCUCCACGCCCUCAAGAAUCGUUUCGUGCGCGUGCAGUCGACGAGCGACGAGGCCUCAUUGCCUCCCAUGCUCGUGGGUAGCACCACCGCUGGCUACGUGUUCGCGAUCGACCUCGAGAACGGAGAGGAGCUCUGGGCAACUUGGGCCUCGAACGAUAUUGCGGGCGUCAAGGGGGCUGUGGCAGCCAAGGACGGAAUCGUAGUGGUCGCAACUGACAGAUGCACUGACAGGUAUUGCUACAGGUACCGCAACCAGACCAAUCCACUUACGCCUGGCAAUUCCAUUGUGCGGGGCUUGAGCGCUGCGGACGGCAGCGCCGUGUGGGAAUACAAAACCAUGGCGCCUGUGUGGAACAUGGUCCCGCUAUGGGGCCAGGACUCCAACGUGAUGUUCCAGGAUGGGGAGGGCAGGAUGUACUCCCUGGACUUGCAAACUGGCGCUCUCAACUGGAGGGCCGGUGGAGACAUCGGUACAUACACCAACGCAGCCGCCGCAUAUAGCUCUGGCCACAACGCCGUGUUCGCCCUCGGCGUGGCCUACUACGAUGCGGGCAUUCGCCCUGGCCAUACUAACAAGUUCUGCAAUCCUUAUGUGGCACCUGGCAUUCUUGUCAAUUGCUUCACGUGGCCAGGAGCAAGGGGCUGGGUCCGUGGCUACAACGCCACGUCGGGCAGGAAACUCUGGGAGACGUCAACACCAGAGCCGCCAGCCAGCGCCGCCGUCCUCAUGCUCAACAGUCCGAGUCUGCACACACGCUUGGUGGUCACGAUGGGCUACAAUUGCUGGCACAACUCCCCAACGCAGAUAUGGUCCCUCGACCCGCACAACGGCCACAUCCGGUGGCUCAGAGACGGCCCGACGCUGUGGUCGGGCCAGUGUGCCGGCGACAAGGACGGCGCCGACAUCCGCAGGGCUAUGGGUGGCCGGGCUGCUUGCCAUCCGAACAGUUGGUCCGCACCAGUGGCCGAUUCGAACGGCGACCUGUACGUUGGCAACCAGAUCGGCGAGCUGCAGAAGUGGGGCUCGCCGACUGGGCUUACAAGGGACGUCCAGCUGCUCUCGACCUUGACCACCGGCCACGCCUUCCAGGAUGCGGCCAUCGCGUUCGGCAACGGCGUCAUGGCCAUUUCCACGUGCACGUCCCUCAUUGUCUUGCAGACUCCUGCCAACUACUUCGCGAAUGAGACUUGGACAGUCACGGCCGCACCGAACGUUGACGGCAUGCCGGGUGCACCGAACGUUGACGGCAUGCCCGAGGGCUUCAACCCUGCUGAGUGGCGCGUGACAAAGGAUAACGCGUGA